This is a messenger RNA of Effrenium voratum, 2328 nucleotides long. The record is from the annotation of a GenBank genome assembly. Lineage: Eukaryota; Dinophyceae; Suessiales; Symbiodiniaceae.
AUGAUGCGUCAGACCUCUGAGGAGGAGUCCGACUUGAGGGCAGGGAGUCGCACUUGCGACACGGGGGUCAUGACUCGCUUGGUGCAGGAGGAGGACAGUGAGGGAGAGAGCCAGUCCAUGUGGGCCUCAUCCAAGCAGGAGUUCCAGAAGGAGCUCAGGGCACUGAGCAAUGGCAGCACCAUGAAGGCAUCACUUCGAGCGGCUGGUCGUGGAGGCGCCCGGAACUGGAGGAAGGAGGAUCUGGACCAGACAGCGCUGAUCCAGGCCUUCACGCAGCACGCUGUCCAGCAUGGACCUCUGAGCCUUCUCCAAUUCGGCCCGUACUUGGGCCUCCCGACCACGAGGGCCAUCAUGGGGGCGGAGCUGGUCCGGCUGUCUCCUAUCCUCAGAAUGUUCCUGGCGCAGAUCCCUGCGGGCAAGGUCAAGCUCACUUGCUUGCGCACCCUGUACAUCAAGUUCUGCUCGCAGCACCCGGCCGUGUGGCAUUUCUUGGGGACGCAGAAGUCGCUGAGCGACCAUGCGACAGACUGCGCCAACACUUGCCUGACUAUGCUCGCCCAUGCUCGGCGUCUCACGGAUGAAGUGAAGUUCCGCCAGGCAGCGUCGGGCCUCACCACAUCGGAAGCGCAGGUGCUGGAAAGUCUCCGAGACCACUUCCGAAUGCAGCGGCACCAGCCCCUAUCAGCCGACGAGGCUGAGGGGGGCGACUCCGGCGCCGGGGUGGGAGAGGUGGACCUGGACCACCUGUCCGACUUUUUGGCGUCACAGGAGCUGCCUGCAGAUCUCGAAAAGCGGUCAGGAACAAAACAGGUUCUGAAGCGGCCCGCCCAGCGUGCGCCAAGCGCAGUACAUGCCAGGAAGAAGCCCGCUGCCAGCAGCGCGGACAUCUCCAAGGAGGAGGCUCUGCGGCAGUUCCCACAAGGCUGCGGCAAAUGCCGUGGAAAGCCGGGCUGCUAUCGCAGCUGCCAUAAGUAUCGUGGGUUCCGCCUGAUUGAGCGCAGCCAGUGUCGCUGGCCUUCGGGCCGCGCACCAAAGCCGACUAGCUGGCCUUCGGGCCGCUCGCUUGUGCUGGCCUCGCGGCCGCUGGCCUCUGGGCCGCGAAACAUCGCUGAGCAGCCAGUGUCGCUAGCUGGCCUUCGGGCCGCUUGCUUGUGGCUUAGCUGGCCUCCGGGCCGCUUUCUUGUGGCUGUGCUGGCCUCCGGGCCGCCAGAAACACCGCUGGCCUGCGGGCCGCGCAGAAGGCAGCGCUGGCCUACGGGCCGCUCGCUUGUGCUGGCCUCGCGGCCGCUGGCCUCUGGGCCGCGAAACAUCGCUGAGCAGCCAGUGUCGCUAGCUGGCCUUCGGGCCGCUUGCUUGUGGCUUAGCUGGCCUCCGGGCCGCUUUCUUGUGGCUGUGCUGGCCUCCGGGCCGCCAGUGGACACCGCUGGCCUGCGGGCCGCACAGAAGGCAGCGCUGGCCUACGGGCCGCGGCGGCCGCUUGCUAAGCUGACACCGCGGCAGCCGACCAGUAGCAGCAGCGCUGACCAGAGCGACAGCUUGGAGAGCUCGGAAAGCGAGUGCAGCGACUCGUCGGCGUCCGUCAUGUCGCCGCCUCCGCCAGCCCCGGGGCGCGAUGGGCCACCUGCUGGAGACCAGCCUGCAGGCCCUCCGUACCCCGCCAGCGAAGUUGCACAAGCGGUGUCUCCUGCUGCCAACACUCCGCCAACGGCUCUCCCCAAAGCUGCGCCAGCUGCUCCAGCAGAGCUGCCUGCUCUCCCCAGCGACUCGGCGCCCCAGGCGGACACGCCGGGCCAGCGCCGGCCUCGCUCGCCCGUGGCGCCGCCCCGCAAGGUGUCGGAAGAUUCUCUUCCGCUGGCAGCUGGGGAGCCGGAGGAAGACCAUGCCGGCCGCCGCAAGUCGCGCGGCGGCGCACGCAGAGUCCCGCGCUCCUCGGACACGUCCCAGUGCGCCACAUGCUGGCGCUGGAUCACGAACGGUGACUGGUCCUGGCAUCAGCACCGGCAGAGCCCGUAUCACCGUGCCUGGGCUUGCAAGGCCGGCGAGGCAGCUGAGCAAGGCGCUGAUGGCCCGCCGGCCGCUGGGCCUGCCAAGGUGGUCAAGAGUGAAGUCAAGGAGGAGGAGGCGGCGUCAGAGGCUUCGGAUGUCUCGAAGCGCAAGAAGAAAAAGAAAGCUCGCCGGUCCGCUCCUGACCGCGAGGCGGAUCCUCGGGACCACCGCGGCCCGCCCGACGACAAGAACGACCCUUCUGGCUCCGGAGCCGGGGGUGAGAAGGCAAAAGCCUUGACCGCUAUCUUUGAGAGAGCUGUGCAAGCCCUUGAGAGCUUCUAG